This is a messenger RNA of Eptesicus fuscus (big brown bat), 2308 nucleotides long. RefSeq names its product ceramide synthase 2 (gene CERS2). The coding region runs from base 176 to 1315 and encodes 379 amino acids. Gene Ontology annotation, molecular function: sphingosine N-acyltransferase activity; DNA binding. The transcript is spliced from 11 exons. Gene Ontology annotation, cellular component: membrane. Gene Ontology annotation, biological process: ceramide biosynthetic process. The record is from RefSeq and is a predicted model, not a curated record. NCBI's taxonomy places the organism in Eukaryota, Metazoa, Chordata, Mammalia, Chiroptera, Vespertilionidae.
AGCUGGGCUCGGCCCGCGGCGGGAGGAGGAGGAAGGAGGGAGGGAGCGGGCUGGCGGCGGGCGGAAGGGGGAGGAGAGGACGGGCCGAGCCAGUCCGGAGGGGCCCGGAGCGCGGAGAGGAGAGACGGAGCAGCGGCUCCCGGCCCCGCCAGCCCCGCGCCCCGCCGCCGCCGAGAUGCUCCAGACCUUGUAUGACUACUUCUGGUGGGAACGGCUGUGGCUGCCUGUGAACUUAACCUGGGCUGACCUAGAAGACCGAGAUGGACGUGUCUACGCCAAAGCCUCAGACCUCUAUAUCACACUCCCCCUGGCUUUGCUCUUCCUCAUCGUUCGAUACUUCUUUGAGCUUUACGUGGCCACACCACUGGCCGCCCUCCUGAAUGUAAAGGAGAAAACUCGGCUGCGGGCCCCUCCCAACCCCACCUUGGAGCAUUUCUACCUGACCGGCGGCAAGCAUCCCAAACAGGCAGAGGUAGAGCUGUUGUCCCGGCAGAGUGGGCUCUCUGGCCGCCAGGUAGAGCGCUGGUUCCGCCGCCGUCGCAACCAGGACCGGCCCAGUCUCCUCAAGAAGUUCCGAGAAGCCAGCUGGAGGUUCACGUUCUACCUGAUUGCUUUCAUUGCCGGCAUGGCUGUCAUUGUGGAUAAACCCUGGUUCUAUGACAUGAAGAAAGUUUGGGAGGGAUAUCCCAUACAGAGCACCAUCCCUUCCCAGUAUUGGUACUACAUGAUUGAACUUUCUUUCUACUGGUCCCUACUCUUCAGUAUCGCCUCUGACGUCAAGCGAAAGGACUUCAAGGAGCAGAUCAUCCACCACGUGGCCACCAUCAUCCUCAUCAGCUUCUCCUGGUUCGCCAAUUACAUCCGAGCGGGGACUCUCAUCAUGGCUCUGCACGACUCUUCCGACUACCUGCUAGAGUCAGCCAAGAUGUUUAACUAUGCCGGAUGGAAAAACACCUGCAACAACAUCUUCAUCGUCUUUGCCAUCGUCUUCAUCAUCACCCGACUGGUCAUCCUACCCUUCUGGAUCCUGCAUUGCACUGUGGUGUACCCACUGGAGCUCUAUCCUGCCUUCUUUGGCUAUUACUUCUUCAAUUCCAUGAUGGGAGUGUUACAGAUGCUGCAUAUCUUCUGGGCCUACCUCAUUUUGCGCAUGGCCCACAAGUUCAUAACUGGAAAGGUAGAAGAUGAACGCAGUGACCGGGAAGAAACAGAGAGCUCAGAGGGCGAGGAGGCUACAGGUGGGGGAGGAGCAAAGAGCCGGGCCCUAGCCAAUGGCCACCCCAUCCUCAACAACAACCAUCGUAAAAAUGACUGAACCGUGUCCCUGCUCCCCCUCAGAUUAAUGUGUAAAGCCAAGGAACUAGCCCACCUCCCCACAGGGUCACUUCAGCUCUGGAGAGGAAGGAGAAAGCCAGAGGCGAGUUCUUCUCUGUGCCCCUACCCUCUGCUUGUCACCCAGUUGCCUUUAAACCAAAUCCUAACCAACCUAUCCCCACGUCUCUACCUGGGGAGAUUGGUUAGUCUUUGUUAGAGGGGGACGGUCUAUUUCCAAGUCAUCCUUUCUAUUGCUUUCAAGACCCUUCCUCAGCCCUGGGGGUGGGGAUUACAAACUCACAUUCCUUAUCCUUCGGAAUUUGGCCCUAGCUGUUUGCCUUUGACUCCCUGACCUCCAGAGCCAGGGUCGUGCCUUACUGUCCCAUCUGUGGGCCUCAUUCUGCCAAAGCUGGACCAAGGCUCACCUUUCUAAGCUCCCUAACUUGGACCAGAAACCAAAGCUGAGCUGACUUUAACUUUUUCUUUCCGAAGAUGCACAUGAACUAAGUGUAGGAGGGUACACAUGACCCUUACCCUACCUCUGCCAAAAAGUGGGGGCCAUAUUGGGGACUGCUCAGACGGUCUUUGUGUUACUUCUCUGCCAGCUGUCCCUGUAGUCACAGGUCCAAGAUCUUACUGCCUCCUUUCUCUGGCCUCUUCCCCUAGGCUAGUUGGUUUGGAGUAGAAUGGCAACUAGUUUUUUUUCUUUUGUUUUGUUUUUUAAUUUAUUAAACAUUUGGGGUUUCGGUUUUAAAGCCAGAAUUACAACUAGCACCUGGCAUUUUUAGCAAUGGGACCACUUCAGACCAAAAUGUACUGUUAAUGUUUUUUUUUUUUUUAAAUAAAAUAUAUUGAAGAUUAAGUAAAACAUGGCAACAAGUGUCUGAGAUAUUAGGAAUUGAGAAGGGGAUCAACUAAAUAAACUAAGGUAACCUUUCUCAUGCUUUCCUCACAGUUACAUAAUUUCUUUCUAAAAUUUCACAUAGCAAAUAAG